AUGCAAAAGCAGGCGUUCCAUCAGGAAGUGCUGUCCGGUUCUGUUUGGGCAUGGCGGGUCUGGGACGUCCCCGUAGACCGAGAAGUGAUUGGACGAAUUUGUGAUGAGAUCGGCAUUUGCAAAAAUCGGGUCUUGACCCACGAUGCACAUAUCGCUCUCGUUGGUGGCACGGAGAAACAGGAAGGUGUAAUUGUCAUCUCUGGAACCGGUUCGAUUGUCUACGGCAUCAAUGCCGAUGGCAGAGACGCACGCGCGAGUGGAUGGGGGUAUCUGCUGGGAGACGAAGGGAGCGGUUACGAUAUCGCUAUAAAAGGACUCCGAGCUAUUGCUCGUGCCGCUGAUGGUAGAGGUGAUCAAACCGAAUUGACAGAUCGAAUCCUCAAUGGACUUGAACUCAACGAACCGGCUGAACUGAUUCGCUGGGUGCAUGCCGCGAGUCGAGAUACGAUUGCACAGUUGGCAGAGGUAGUGUUUGAUACUGCCAAAACAAAGGAUACGGUCGCAGACUCCAUUGUUGACGAGGCUGCUGAUGAACUCGUUUGUGCCGCAACCAGCGUAAUUAAACAGUUGAAAUUCACAGAGCCGUUUGAUAUUGUGCUCAAUGGUGGCAAUCUCAUCCAUCAAACGAUGUUCGCCGAUAAACUCCGCCACCGAGUUUGCGAGGAUUCAACCAGCGGCAUCGGUGCAACUCCCAAAACAUGA
Geodia barretti is the source of this 702-nucleotide messenger RNA. Lineage: Eukaryota; Metazoa; Porifera; Demospongiae; Tetractinellida; Geodiidae. The record is from the annotation of a GenBank genome assembly.